CCGGCGCACCCGCAAAGCCCCAGUGCGCUCCCAGGGCCCGGCCCGUCCAGCGCCCGCGCUCUCUGGGCGGACCCCGGCCUGCGCGCCCCAGCCGGCGAUGGCUCCACUUGGAUACUUCUUGGUGCUCUGCAGCCUGAGGCCGGCGCUGGGCAGUUACCCGAUCUGGUGGUCCCUGGCUGUUGGGCCGCAGUUCUCCAUGCUGGGCAGCCACCCGGUGCUCUGCGCCAGCAUCCCGGGCCUGGUGCCCAAGCAGCUGCGCUUCUGCCGGAACUACGUGGACAUCAUGCCCGGCGUGGCCGAGGGAGUGAAGGUGGGCAUCCAAGAGUGCCAGCACCAGUUCCGGGGCCGCCGCUGGAACUGCACCACCGUCAACGACAGCCUCGCCAUCUUUGGGCCGGUGCUUGACAGAGCCACCCGGGAGUCCGCCUUUGUUCAUGCCAUUGCCUCAGCCGGUGUGGCCUUUGCCGUGACCCGCUCCUGUGCGGAGGGCUCGGCUGCCAUCUGCGGCUGUAGCACCCGCCACCAGGGCACACCAGGUGAGGGCUGGAAGUGGGGCGGUUGCAGCGAGGACAUCGAGUUCGGCGGGAUGGUGUCCCGAGAAUUUGCAGAUGCCCGGGAGAACCGGCCAGAUGCCCGCUCAGCCAUGAACCGCCACAACAAUGAGGCAGGGCGCCAGGCGGUGGCGAGCCACACGCACCUCAAGUGCAAGUGCCACGGGCUGUCGGGCAGCUGCGAGGUGAAGACCUGCUGGUGGUCGCAGCCUGACUUCCGCGCCGUGGGCGACUUCCUGAAGGACAAGUACGACAGCGCGUCGGAGAUGGUGGUGGAGAAGCACCGCGAGUCGCGCGGCUGGGUGGAGACGCUGCGGCCGCGCUACACCUACUUCAAGGCGCCCACCGAACGCGACCUGGUCUACUACGAGGCCUCGCCCAACUUCUGCGAGCCGGACCCCGAGACCGGCUCCUUCGGCACGCGCGACCGCACCUGCAACGUGAGCUCGCACGGCAUCGACGGCUGCGACCUGCUGUGCUGCGGCCGCGGGCACAACGCGCGCACCGAGCGGCGCCGCGAGAAGUGCCACUGCGUGUUCCACUGGUGCUGCUACGUGCGCUGCCAGGAGUGUACGCGCGUCUACGACGUGCACACCUGCAAGUAGGGCCACAGCUGCGUGAGGCGGCGGGUGCAGCCUGCACGGCGGGGCUCCACGUGCGGGUUUGGGCCCGGAACCCGGCGGUUAGGUUCCAUCCGCCCGCACCUAGCACAGCAAGGUUUCCUGGAGGAGCCAGCGGCGCACGGACUCCUCAGGCUCCCCAGGCACCAUGCCUGUAGACCGGGCGCCCCUCUCCGAGGCCUGUGCAUCCCUCCGCCUGGGAGUUCCCACCUUUCCGACCAGGACCCUCUCGAAGAAAACCUGCAGCCCCCACACGCGCCCCAGCACGGAGCUCGGUUCGGGAGAAGGGCGCUGCCCCUGCCCUGCGCCCCACACGGGGCGGCUCCUGGGAACGCGCCUCAGUCCUGCCCAGCUGUCCCAGGUCGGCUGGUGGCCCUGCUGGCCUCCUUUUGGAAGGAGUUUCCUGUUGGAAACUCAGGCCUCCGUGCAGUCAUGCUGCGGACAGAGGCCCUGAGGCCCACAGGCCCAGGACAGGCCCAGGACUUGCCGCCACCACUGAGGAGGCCUGGAGCUUCUGGUGAGCCGGCAAGUGAGUGGCAAGCCCCACCCCGUCCCCCACCCCCGCCAGGAGCGCUCUGCUUGGCCCUGCCGCUGUGAAUCUUCCCCUCCCGGCAAGGAGGGGACUGGCCAGAGUGGGUCCCUGAAAGUGCCCAGAGGACACACGUGACCAUUCUUCCCUGGCAUUUCACUUUGGGGUUUUGUUUCCGAUGCUGCUAUAUCUACCAUCCACUGGAGUUAGACGUAUUGUUUCAUUUUGAUUUUUUCUUUUCUUUUCUUUCUAUGAAAGAAAUUAUUUUAGUGAUAGCACAUGAGUUUCAAAUUAUGGGGAAAGUUGAAGAAAAAACAACCCAAUAAGCCUGUGGUUUGUGCUGGAGUUUUCCUUUUUAUUUUGCCUAUGUUAUUUUUUAUUAACAUGCAUUGAUUGUACAUAUUAA
This is a messenger RNA of Chinchilla lanigera (long-tailed chinchilla), 2106 nucleotides long. It is a transcript of the gene Wnt3a, whose product is annotated as wingless-type MMTV integration site family, member 3A. The transcript has 4 exons. Gene Ontology annotation, molecular function: frizzled binding; cytokine activity. Bases 98 to 1156 code for a protein of 352 amino acids. Gene Ontology annotation, cellular component: extracellular region. Gene Ontology annotation, biological process: canonical Wnt signaling pathway; cell fate commitment; multicellular organism development. Lineage: Eukaryota; Metazoa; Chordata; Mammalia; Rodentia; Chinchillidae. The record is from RefSeq and is a predicted model, not a curated record.